Molecule: messenger RNA, 156 nt
Organism: Sclerotinia sclerotiorum 1980 UF-70
Lineage: Eukaryota; Fungi; Ascomycota; Leotiomycetes; Helotiales; Sclerotiniaceae
Exons: 2
Coding region: 1-156 (51 amino acids)
Source: RefSeq, a predicted model, not a curated record
AUGGGAGGUGAAUCGGGAAAGCAACGUCGUGCUUCAUCAAAGGAAUUCAAUCUUCUUUCCCCUGAUACCUCGUACUUUUUUGACUGUCCCUGCGUGACACAUAUCACCACUAUCCAUACCUUCGCAUCUCGCCCAUUUGUGGGUGCUGCGCCAUAA